Molecule: messenger RNA, 5382 nt
Organism: Alexandromys fortis (reed vole)
Lineage: Eukaryota; Metazoa; Chordata; Mammalia; Rodentia; Cricetidae
Gene: Gpr17
Product: G protein-coupled receptor 17
Exons: 1
Coding region: 1828-2847 (339 amino acids)
Biological process (GO): phospholipase C-activating G protein-coupled receptor signaling pathway; positive regulation of Rho protein signal transduction
Cellular component (GO): plasma membrane
Molecular function (GO): G protein-coupled receptor activity
Source: RefSeq, a predicted model, not a curated record
AAAUAUCCUGUUGUGUCUGUCAAUUCCAGCCCAAGACCCCCACCCGGCCCAGCCCUUGCCCACUCCCAGGCUCCCAGGACAGUCAUACACUUGGCCUCUGUGAUGCUCUGUGGACUGGCUGGGGGGGGUGGGGGUACGCACAGUCUGAGGACACACUGGAAUAUUCAGUGUGUGCUCCGUGGAAGCAGACCCAGCUGGAAAAGCAGCCUACCCCACAAAGGACCCCUCAGGAAUGAAGCAGCUUUUCAGGUUCACAGGCGUUGUGGGCUCGCUUGCUCUCCUUAAAUAGCCAAGCCUCCCUCCUGCAGCUACAAGGAGUCUACCUGGAGCACCUUCCACUGCUGGCUCACAGGCUGCCUGCUUCCUGUCCUUUCCCUCCUGGAUCCUCUGUGAGAGGUAAGGGGAAGGGAGGGGAGCCUCUGGGGACUCAGCAGAGGUGACGGGGUAGAGACAGCAUCCAGUCCCACCGGGCCCUGAGCUGUUUGACAAUUUCCACUACCCUGAAAUUCUUACUUUCUAUUAUUAUUAUUAUUAUUAAUUAUUAUUAUUAUUAUCUAGACUGGUCUUGAACUCUGUAUGAUGGAAGAUGACCCUGACCUCUUGCCCACCUUCCAAGUGUUCAGAUUCCAGGCACUCGCUACUACACCCUGUUUACGUGCUGGGAAUCAAACCCAGGGCCUCAUGCAUUCCAGGCAAGCCCUCUACCACCUAAGCUACAUCCCCAACCCAAAUUCUUACUUUCUGAGCAAGAGGUUAUGCAUUUUCAUUUUACACUGAGCCCCCAAAGUUAGGUAGCCAGUCCUGGAAAUGCCCCACAGAGGACGAUGGGCAACUCCAGGGCAUGUUCUGUGAUGAACCACACUCCCAGGUCUGACCACAGAGCGCCCUUGGCCCCCAGAGGUGAAACUGUAUCCUGGAAGGCGCAGGACGCCCUCAUACCCCAACUUGGGCUAUGGAAUACCUUGACUUGGAAGGGACUCCCUGCUGGUCUGAGGCCCUGGCAAAGGUGUCCUAAACCCAGGCCUCAUCCAGAAAAACUGAUCAAUAUGGAGUUGAGCAGCUAAGUGUGGGAAACUCCAGAGACACUGGGGUUCUUGGGUGCCAUGACAGAAAACAUGCCCAGUGCAGCCCUGGUGGAGCCAUGCUAACAAGUGCGGGAGGAGCCAGAAGGUGGGACAAAGAGAAGUGACUUAUUGCUCCUUGUGGGCCAGGUCAGAGGUCAGAGAGGUCCUGGGACUCAGAGUAAGCAGGCUCACCAGGCAAGCCAACACUAGGCUUUCAGCAAUAGAUCCUACUUACUCUCCCAUGGUGAGCGAGCUUAAGGGACCCACACACAAGCUAUGCCUACCUUAGGGUGGGGCUAGAAAAGAAAGUAAGGGCUCUCCCUGGCCUCAUAAGUCCAGACAAUCAAGCUUGCUUCCCUUCCCUCUGGUACUAACUCCACCAUCUAGGCCUGAGAGAGUGGAUAGGCAUGGGGCAGAAAGUAACUUCCAGAUUCUGGGUCUUCCAGCAAUUACCCCAGGACCUCCUUACUUUGUGGGAAAACCAUGCCUCAGCUGGAUUUGGCCUGUGACUGACGUUCAAAAUGCCUGAGACUCAGUCAGCUCCAAAGGACACAGAAACCCCACCCCCCAGACCCAGGAGUUUCCCUCGGCAGUUCUGCAGCUGUGUCAAGCUUAGAGUAGCUCCACUCCUCUCAAGUUAGCGACAGGAGACUCUGCAGGCAUCAGAGGUCCUGCCUCUGACCUUGGGGGACGCAUCCUGGGACCCCAUAACUGGUUCUGUGUUCCCUCCAGCUCUGUUCCCUGUUCUGCCUUUAGCCACAUCAUGAAUGGCCUGGAGGCAGCUCUCCCGAGUCUGACGGACAACUCCUCCCUGGCUUACUCUGAGCAAUGUGGACAGGAGACCCCCCUUGAGAACAUGCUUUUCGCUUGCUUCUACCUUCUGGAUUUCAUCCUAGCUUUUGUGGGCAAUUCUCUGGCCCUGUGGCUCUUCAUAUGGGACCAGAAGUCAGGGACCCCGGCCAACGUGUUCCUGAUGCACCUGGCGGUGGCCGACUUGUCCUGUGUACUGGUCCUGCCCACGAGGCUGGUUUAUCACUUCUCUGGGAAUCACUGGCCAUUUGGGGAAAUCCCAUGCCGACUCACUGGCUUCCUCUUCUACCUCAAUAUGUAUGCCAGCAUCUACUUCCUCACCUGCAUCAGCGCUGAUCGCUUCCUGGCCAUCGUGCACCCUGUCAAGUCCCUCAAGCUUCGGCGACCUCUCUAUGCCCACCUGGCCUGUGCCUUCCUGUGGGUGGUGGUUGCUGUGGCUAUGGCCCCAUUGCUGGUCAGCCCACAGACUGUGCAGACCAACCACACAGUUGUCUGCCUGCAACUGUACCGGGAGAAGGCCUCCCACCACGCCCUGGCAUCCCUGGCUGUGGCUUUCACCUUCCCCUUCAUCACCACGGUCACCUGCUACCUGCUGAUCAUUCGCAGCCUGCGCCAGGGUCCCCGCAUAGAGAAGCAUCUCAAGAACAAAGCCGUCCGCAUGAUCGCUAUGGUUCUGGCCAUCUUCCUAAUCUGUUUUGUGCCCUACCACGUCCACCGUUCCGUCUAUGUGCUUCACUACCGCGGCGGGGGGACUUCGUGCACCGCUCAGCGUGCCCUGGCCCUAGGCAACCGGAUCACCUCCUGUCUCACCAGCCUCAACGGGGCCCUGGACCCUGUCAUGUACUUCUUCGUGGCUGAGAAGUUCCGCCAUGCCUUGUGCAACUUGCUUUGCAGCAAACGGCUCACGGGCCCCCCUCCCAGCUUUGAAGGAAAGACCAACGAGAGCUCCCUAAGUGCCCGAUCCGAGCUGUGAGCCCUGAGCUGUAAGCCUCCAGGACGUCUUGUCCCUAGGCCAGCUGUCAGAGAACCAGCUCUCCACUGGGGCACAUGCUGCCAGGGCCAGCUAAAGACCUCUGUCUUCCCUCGCCACUUCCUGAGCAAACCAACUGAAAUGUCAGCAGUUUGUGCCCUGCUCCAAGGUCUUCCCUGCAAGGCCAUCCAGUCUGAGCAAAGGCAUCAAGAGGGAGGGCCAGCCAGCUAAGUACAGGAUGCCCUGCCCACCCUUCCACAGGGACUCGGUUGGCCUGCCUUAUUUACAGCUCCCAGACACCCAGUGACUUCACUGGUGCUAAAUAGAGAAGAGCCACAGAUACAUUUCUGGAACAAUGGGAAUCUUUCUUCCCCGCUAAACUGUCAGCUCCUUUCAUAUACAGAUGCCCACAGCAACAAAGCCCUACAGAAUAACCCAGAAAGCAAGCUGCCCGGGACCCAGAAAGAGAGGCAGCCCAAAUCUCAGUGGAACACGAAGGGUGUCGGAUACUUCCUUUGAAGUGCAUGGUAUAUCGUGUAUCCCUUGCCAGCCUUGGGAGAUGACCUCUGUCUGAGUUUAGGGGACACAGACUCUAUGUGAGCCACACAUGAGGACAUUUCAGACUGGUGGCCCAGCAAACGCAGCUCUGGACCCCCUCCUGCUAUAUCCAUGUUCCCACGCCUGCCUCUAGCCUGACAGUGUCUAGAGUUUCUCAGUAGAAGAUGGGCUGGUCAUGUAUAUGGCAUAGAUGGACGGCCAUUAGAGCCCGCUAGCGGCAGGAGCGCAGUGUGUGAAAUUGUCUCCGUCUCCCUCGAGCCCAGAAGGGACAUCCCCACUCCCUCCCAAGAGGCUUCUACCAGCCUCGGCUGCCUGGCUUUGAACUGUUGAACUUGUCAGCAUGUGUUGGACACUCUAAUGUAUCCCUUUUUUUUUUUUUUUGGUACUUGUUUGUAUUACUCUUAAACAUAAUCGAGCCUUAAGGUGAAGGAAAUUAUUGUACUAGUUCAACAUGGCACAUAUGUCCUCCCCUGGGAUUCUCUCCCCUUCCACCCAAGAAUGACCGAGCAAGGCAAUGCUUCCCUUUAUUGUGGUUCUGGUGGCCCAGGCAGACCUGAAGCUAUGCAUCAUGGGGCUCCACAUGCCAUUCUAGGUUAGAAGGGCUCUCGGUCUUAACCCUACAACCGCCAUCAAUAGAAAACCCUAUAUUCGUCUAUUACAUUUUGUCUUCCAAAGCAUGGGGUAGUGGCCCGUGCAUGGCUCAUUUCAGAAAGAGCACAGCCCAGACUGAUGCCCCUGAUGCCCAGCAUUGCUUCUCACCAGUACAGGUCUGUUCACCAUUGUAGUCCCUUACCAGACAGCCUGCUGAAUACAAUAUCAUACCAGCCUUUCAGAUGCCAGGACCAGCGAGAGGUCAUGUGCCUCUCCAGCGGCAUAGCAAAGGGACAAGAUCACUGUAGGCUGAGACAAAAGUGACAGACGGGCUUUGACAGAGACCCAAGUACCCAGACAGGAAGGGCAUUCUUGCGGGAAGCUGGAGGGUCUCUGGAAUGCCUUUUCUGGCACAGGGCACGCAGAAGCAGACUUGGGUCAGAGGAAGAGGAUCUUGCAGCUCUAUUUGGGUCCUGUUGUGUUAGAAUCUCAAAUGGAGAUGCCACAUAGACAGGGGCAUUGAGCAAAGGAGAGACCUGGAGGAGGCCCCUGGAUUGUCUAGAUGUGCCAUUGAGAGACCCAAAACUUCAAGGGCAGGUAUGGACGUGGGCCCAAAGAACACCCCUGUGCAGAGAGAGGAUGGAGGAAGUUAGCACAGAACAGAGGUCUCACUGGGAAAGAAGAUGGUUUAGGCAUGAGGUCCUUGCUGUGAGGCCACUGGAGGCCAAGGAGAGGACCUGAUGCCCCCCGGUCUUGACCUGAGAUAAAGAGAAGGUCAACAGCUAUGCUCAGGACUUCAGGGCACAGAGGUGUUGCUGGGAGCUCCCCCAAAGCUUUCCCACGCAGGUGGGAGAUGAGGUCAUGGCUAUAGGAAAGGUAUAGAACCCACAGUGAGGGAGGCAGGGGUGGGAAGAAAGAGCAAGGCUUCUUGGAAGGAGAACAGCCAGAAUACCAAUGAGGCUUAUGGUUCUGAAUUUGGGUAAGUUGGGCAACUUGGUUAAGGGCUGUCUGUCCAACAUCCCCCAGCCAUGUGCGUACAGGAGGGAAGGCAGACAACUAGGGUCAGCACGGUGUGGUAGCAGCAGGUGGGGUGUCAGGGGUAAUAGGGAUUUGUCAACUGAAAACUCAACAUCCGUCCAUAUCCACUCAAGACCCUUCACCCCAAAGGAACACCCCUUACCCAGAGGCAGCCCUGUCUGUCCUCCCUCUGCCGCCCCCAUCCUGAUCCUUGCCCUUGGGAUUGUGUUCUCUGUCUAGUAGGGCUAGGACAGGUCUGCAGCCAGAUCAGUACAGGGCGCUGCAGAGCCUGGAAGGUUCCUGGUACUUCGCCGGACCAUGUCUCCUAGAGUGGGGGCAAGAGACUCUCCUCUCUGCCCACAACUGCAGCAG